Messenger RNA from Erigeron canadensis, 1652 nucleotides. RefSeq names its product 3-ketoacyl-CoA synthase 11-like. Gene Ontology annotation, cellular component: membrane. Bases 87 to 1511 code for a protein of 474 amino acids. NCBI's taxonomy places the organism in Eukaryota, Viridiplantae, Streptophyta, Magnoliopsida, Asterales, Asteraceae. Gene Ontology annotation, biological process: fatty acid biosynthetic process. Gene Ontology annotation, molecular function: acyltransferase activity, transferring groups other than amino-acyl groups. The transcript has 2 exons. The record is from RefSeq and is a predicted model, not a curated record.
AUGCAAUUGUUCUCUAUUAGUACAUGCCUUUUUUAAGACUUGAAAUUAUUAGUAUUAUUUACCUUCUAGUAAAAUAAAGAGAAAAUAUGGAACUCCAUUCCUUGCCCAUCUACCACCGUCUCCAAAUCAUUUUCUUUACUCUCUUGUCGACCACCUUCCUCCUCCAUGCCACCCACCCUAUCGCCAUCGUACUCAUCCGUUUCCUCACCACGAACCUUGUCAUAACCGCCACCAUGACUCUCUCUAUCACCUUUCUCCUUUUCCUCCAUUUUCGAUCUCGCCCAUACCCCGUAUACCUUCUCAACUACUCUUGUUUCCAACCUCCAUCUCAUCGAAAAUGUACUUAUGAACUAGCUAAUGAUUUUGUGCUCCAUCAAAGUCGCUUCACAACACCCGAACCGGUCGAUUUCAUGAGAAAUAUAUACUUAAAAUCCGGGCUAGGUAAUGAAACAUAUGGACCACCUUUUAUGUUUGAGAAAGAUCAAACACCAACUAUGAAAAAUGCCUUGCAAGAAGCCGAGGAAGGCAUUUUGUCAGCCGUCGAUUCCCUUCUGUUGAAAACCCUAAUUUCAACAGAGGAAAUCGACGUUGUUAUUGUUACAUGUGGAGGGUUUUCACCCUCCCCAUCUCUUUCAUCUCUUAUUGUAAAUCAUUAUAAACUCAGAUCCGACGUGAAAACAUAUAAUCUUAGUGGAAUGGGGUGUAGUUCUGGCGUCCUUUCUAUUGAUUUAGCUUACCGGUUGUUACGUGGAAGUGGCCGGAAAAUCAAGAAUGCCCUCGUUGUUAUAACGGAGAGCAUUACAUUAAACUGGUAUGAUGGUGAAGAAAGGUCAAUGCUUGUAGGAAAUUGCAUAUUUCGGGUUGGUUGUGCUGCGGCCCUAAUCACUAACGACCCAUCUCGCCGUUCAUCGUCAAAAAUGGAGCUAACUCAUUGUCUAAGAACUCACCAUGGUGCCGAUGACUCAGCCUAUCAUGCUGCAUUCCAAGAGGAAGACAACAAAGGCAUAACUGGCGUUUCGCUGACCAAAGACUUGAUCAGAGUUGCCGGAGUAAACCUCCGGCAACACAUCAAGAUCCUUGCUCCCCGAGUUUUGCCACUAACCCAACUCCUGGGUUACGCUUACUCGGGGGUGGCAAAUGCAGUCUCGGGCGGGCAAAUGAAGCCCAUUAUGCCGGAUUUUACUACGGCAUUUGAGCAUAUAUGUGUGCAUACAGGAGGAAAGGCAGUGAUUGAGCAAGUUGCACGAGUUAUGAAAUUUAGUGACUCGGUGACAGAACCGGCCCGAAUGAGUCUGAACCGGUUUGGGAAUACUUCAAGUAGUUUAGUGUUUUAUGAGUUAGCUUAUUUUGAAGCUAAAGGGAGGGUUAAAAAAGGUGAUAAAAUGUGGAUGUUAGCUUUUGGAACCGGGUUUAAAGUUGGAAGUUUAGUGUGGAAAUGGGUCAAGGAUCCUAAACCCGAAUAUGAUAAUCCAUGGAAUGAUUCCAUAGACCGAUACCCAGUGAAAAUGUGAUGGUAAAUUUUUGUUACCAAAGGUUAUAUAUUGUGUUAGAAGUUACUAUAGAAAUAAAGGAAAGAAAAAAAGAACCGUCAAUAGGUGAUAAUUACUUAUUGUGAUUUUUAUGUUUAUAGAUUUGGCAAUACAACAUUAAUA